UCAAGUGCGCAUCUUUCCUCCCAUUUCCUCCAUCCCCGUUCCCCCCCUCCGCGUAUGUGAUCUCGCACCUUUUCGAUCCUGCGUCCUUCCACUUCAACCUUCACCUUCGCGCGGCGAGGAGGAGAAUCCGGGUCCUCGCGCUCUCGCCGGUCGCGCUUUUGCAGUGCCGCGAGGAUGACGGAGUAGGACCGAGAGUUUCGCGCGAGAGAGAUAUUCAGUUUUGCCGCGAGGAGAGAUACAGGACGAGCAGUGAGAUUUCGCUUGCCGCGUGCGACUUGUGACAUGUUUCUAACGGGAAGGUCCUGACUGUGAGAGAGAUGGACCCUCGAACAGUCUUGCUAUUUCUAUUGUCGCUGGUAUGCGCUCUCGGCGCAUCCCCGUCGAUCUUCAAGAACGGUCGGGACGGUCCCGACUUGAUCCGACACACUCGCAGGAUCGGCUUAAACGAGUAUCUCGUCCCACCGCCUCUGCCAAAGUUUCCUCCCGGCAGGACCGCGAGGUUGGCUCCUCCGGCUGAGCAGCCGGGAUACUUCGCGAAGCUGAUGAGCUGGUUGAACCCUUUCAACUAUGUUUCUGCGUCACCGCCACCGCUGCCGCCGCCGCCACCGCCGCGUCUUGAAGCCCAUCCCCCGCAACCGAGGUACAUUCAACCUCCUCCUCCUCCUCCACCUCCACCACCAAUUUCCGGAUCAUCCGGUUAUGGCGACUCGUCGCCUCCGAUUUACGACAGGCCGCCUUUGCCGCCAAUCUUCAACAACCAUCCGCAAUAUCGCGCACCGAAGAACUGUAACCCUUGCAACAAAGUACCUUGGAUUCCUGUGAACGGUGAAGCGUCUCACCACUCUGCUGACGCGUCCUUCGUCUCACCACCGUCGCUGCCGCCACUUCAGCCGCCACCUUCAAGCGGAAGCUAUUUACCGCCCAGUAAUCCUAUAGUUCAUGACGCUUAUCACGCUGCCUCGCAAGAAAUCCGAGCUCCAGACCUUUCCUUUGCGUUGCCGUUACCUACCGCGGCACAGAACGUACCUUUGCUCAAUCCAUUACCGAAUCCGCAAUUGUAUCCCGGAGCGACGCCGCCGCUCUUCAAAGCGACGGAUUUCAAUUACAACCCACUCAUACAACCCACUCUGGGUGGAGUCCCAGAGUAUCUGAACGCACCACCGUUGUCUGGGAGCGACCCGCUUACGGGAAAUGGCAUUUUCCCGAGUGCAGUGGAGUCUGGUUCUAAUAAUGGACAUAUUGAGCCAUCCAUUUACCCGAAUAAUCCCUCGACCCAUUCGAAUCUAGGAGUCGUUCAUCAGGGCCUGGGAUACACUGGCAUCGGCGUGAGCAACAGUGGAUUGGAACAUCCGCACGUUCAGUAUCACGGCGGGCACGGCGACUUGUCCUCCAGCGGCACUCAAGUGUCUCACGGUCACGCGGAUCCUGUCUUGGGUGCGCAAGGAUUCGAGAAUACCGCGACUCAUCAUCAAGGCUCGCUCGACGUCGUGAGUCAUCAAGCUUCCUUCGGCAGUUCCGCUGUUGCAGAUCAUCAGUCCUUGGGAGCGCUCAAUAAUGGAGGAUUUCAUAUCGCUGGAUCGAACGUGUUGGAACCUGAUGGUUUUCUCGACAAUUCCAGCCAGAUCGCCCCGAAUCUCCCAAGCAGCUACGGUAUUUCCGGUCUCGAUCGGCCAUCGGACAAUUACCAGCAUCAGUACAACGACUUGUUCUCCAGCGGCAGCGUCGUUACGGAUUCCCACGCGCCUUCGCGCGCCACAGACGGAUCUCCCGCGAAGAUUGAAGAUCCAAUACAUUUUGAAGAGUCACCGUUGCUAGAUCUCACGCACAAAGGUGAAAGUCGGACGCACUCGUCCUCGAUACCACCGACCUCUAACGCGCUCACGGAUUUGAACGAGAGUGUCGAGACAGGCGGCGCGACGACCUUGGCGCCCGGCGUCGAGCACUUCAGGACUCAUUCAGGCAUUCCCGCCUUGACGGAGUCGCGCUUCCCCGCGGAUGACGUGCUGAAGACGUUCGAGUCCUUGGAGUCGCUUGAGAAAUCGAAUGCGAUCGACGACAGCGCGAGCUCUCAGCUCGUCAACGACGCUCAUCGUAGUCCCGCGGAUCCUCAAGAACAGAAAGUCUCCUACUUUCAGUCGCUCACACACAACCUGGCGGGAUACUUCCGGCCAGAUGUCACGUCGACGACCACGAGGAGCACGGAGAGAGGGUCGCUUUGGGACUCUCUGGUGAAUGUUUACGACAAUGUGCCUGAACACCAGAUCGACCAGUCGGGUGAAAAUGUCGAUGUCGACUUGGAGGACACGAACCUGCACACCAGUUCACAGAGUCCGAAGAGGAAUAAAAAGGUGCAGGUGAUCAUACCCUACACGUCGAAGCACACGCCGGUUCCGUUCCAACCGGUGCGCGACCAGAAUUACGGGCGAAAGGCCUUACCUACGGGUGAUGCCUCCGAUCGUGAUAAUUACAUCAAUGAAGAGUCACGGAAGAAGAUUAAAGUGUCAGCUCUUCCGGACUCCUCCCACAGCUUGCAGACUUGGCCUGUCACUGUAGCGAUAUCGGAAGAGGUCACCGGUAAACCGGCCGGGAUCAAGGUGAACAAUUCCAUAGACGUGCACAGAUUGCAGAAGAACAUCGACAAUUGGACGAUACAGGAAUAUUCAAAAGGCACUACCGCCACUACAGCGUCACCCAGUUCAGCCAAACCGUAUCUCUUCCCUUCGAAGCAGAUUCCCGACAAGUACCUGACGACUAUCGAGCCUGUCGAUGUCCAUGUGGACAAUUUUCGCGACGAGAGCGUCAAAACAUUCACAUUGGGUGGAUUCAGUUUCAAUGACCAAGAACGCGAAGGUUCAUCCAGCAACCACGUAGAAGGACCUCGAAUACAAGUGGUAACAGGAGACAAGGAUCAGUCCAAGGUUUCUACCGAGGGCUCCGUCGACAUCGUCACCGCGCGUUCGGCGAACGACUUCGCAUGGCAAGAUUUCCCCAUGGACAUUUCUCCAGUGAGCAAGGAACGAGUCUACGUGGUGACGCCGCAGCCUAUCCUGACUACUUCCAGUGCAACGACAAAGGGGGCGGAGAGGAACUCGAUAGAAUUGACCGAAGCUUCGAAAGUGGACAUUAAGGAGAGUCAGAAGGAGACCGACCCGUUCGAGUCGAUCGAGAAGGCCUACCAAGUGCUGCCUCAGGCUGUAAAUAACUUGGCGGUGGCUUCCACCGGUCCCGACAGUGUUCCUCUCUGGGGCAUCAUGGAGCACGAGGACUUCGGAUCGCUCAACGAUAGCGGGCACGAAGAUCACGAAGACAGCGAACCUGAGGGCCUUGUGCUGUACGAUGGACACUCGAAGGUGUCGCGUGCCAAGCGAUGACGCAUUCACGUGGAGAAUGCUUAAGACAAUUGGUUGUGCAUGUGUAGACAGUGCCUGACAGUGUGUGCUUUAACGCGGACGACAAGCGACUGUGAACAAUCGGUUGAAAGCGCAGCCUCCCGACCGCGUUUUCACGAACCUCUUCGAUCUGACGGCGCCUUCAUGUAAAAACGGGUGCUUCGAUCCUACGUAAGUGCGCAAGUGAUUAUCGUGGCCAGUGCAGCGGAUCCAUGUAUCUCGUAAUCCGGACGAGUGUAUUUUUGUAAGUUUCUGUUAUAAGUAACCCCGCACAAUAAAUCCCAGUCGAUUUUACUCGCAGGGUAAAAUCGCAAGUACCGUUGCUCUCAUCCUCUUUCUUCCUCUUUGCAUCUCAGCUUUAGAAAAUCGUUUUCGCCUCGCAGUCUGGUCGCGUUCACCUGUCCACCUUAAUCCGCUUUUCACGCAUUCGCUGGCCACGCUCGAACGUCACUUUCGCCGAUUUCGCAAAGCUGGCCGUUCGUCAAGAAGUGUCACGACUAUUCGCGCACCGUUGCAUCUAAAUAUACGCGUUCGUGUUAUGCAUACAUGCAUAUCGCGCGCGACUCGGCCGAUUGUACGGUGAAAGGAGACUCUGGAUCCCGAAUUUUGAGCACCUCCUUCGGCGUCGUUCGUUCUAAUGCAAAAUCGUAUGGCAGAGAAAGAGAGACUCGAUUCCGUCGUACGAUAUUCGACAAAAGCACUUUGCAUGUGUAUACGUCGUUCUUCUCUUAGUCUCUGAUUUUCUUGGACGCGAAGAGAAUAGAAAUGGCGUCUUUGCGCUUUGCUUCCCAAGUCAGCGCGCGCAUGUCAGGGGAGAAAAUCGGACGUUAUCGCGUUCAGAGAGAUCAUAGAUUUAAUGAGCGAGAAGUCGCGAGAGUCAGAUGAAUGUAACAGCGCUGAUCGUGGCUCGAUGCAACAUUAUCUACAUUUCAUUGACCUUCGAACUUCCUUUCCGGGUCUCUUCAAGGAGAUCACACGUUGCCUGUCACAGCGAGACGUGGGAACUGCCGCCGGAAGCAGGUGGGAAAAGAGGUGUUCCAUUGUCUGAACGACGUAUCGUCGCGGAUACACUCUAGCCGCCGACAACGUCGCGCGAGUCGACUAGGCGCUGUAAUUAGAUCCACUUCUGCGGUAAAUGGCAUCGAACAAGGACACGACCUUAAUUGCGAGCGUGCCGCGAGGAUAGAAGUUUUAACACGCCGACCGUAAUAGAGGCAUGUAAGAAUUUUUAAUUCCCUUUCACGCGCUUCACGUGAAAUCGAGAAUCGCACUAGUUAGGAAAUGCAGCCCUCCUCCGCGAUUGUCAAGUCAGCUCAUAGUCGCGCUUUCGAACACAAUGUUCUGCAACUCCCCCGCAACACGCGUAAAUAAAUAUAAUUUAUUUAAAGAGACGUACAAUUAUUUGGAGCGCCGGUUUAUAAUCAUGUCAACGAUCUCGAUUUCCGUCGCGCGGAGCACGUCCGAAUCACCAUCUCCGUUAGCCACAUAGUCACCGUGAUGGCGGUCACGCAAUUGAUCAGAAUAAUACAGGUUGAGUAGCUCCCGGUACUAUCCCGUAUUACACCUGCAACAAGUCAGUUCUUCGUUUUAAUAUUCGUUCAUUCGUGUUAACGGUGCGCGUGUGCAUUCAUUCGCAAAACAACUUGAAUACAUUCUUUCGCAUCAAAUGAUCACAGUUGCGAGCCACUAUUCAUGAGUCUGCGCGCUAAUUUGCCAUGAUUGAAAUGACGGAAAUGAGACACCCGACAUCAUAACUACAGUGGAAAAUUCAGGCAAGACGCAAGUACCUCCAUUAUAUUCUUAUAUAUUAGAUAAGAAUAUAUAAUAGGAGGCUGAUAUUUAUGCUCUAUUGUCACUUUGAUUGCUGUCACAAUUUAUGACACAAAUUUUUAAACAAGUGGUUUGCAAUUACGGCUACUUAACGCAAUGCUAGCUUGAAAAGAAAAUGUGUGAAUAUUGUUUCGCAAAAGAAUAUACGUCACACAAAUCACAUAUGAAAUAAAAGGCGACAUUGUUGAAAGAAAUUGACACGCGAAGGGAAAGCGGACGAAUAAUCUUAUACCGAUUAAGGGGCCGAAGCAUGUGAGUAUCAAUCCAUUGACCAUCAUCUGAAUACCCGAGGCGCUGGGUAAUUUUGCAAUGGGCACGUGAUUAGGAAUCACCAGGACCAUGUAAACCGAUCGAAUUCCUUUCGCCAUUCCCAAUCCGACAGCCACGAUCAACACUCCGAUAAAGCUGUUCACGAAGAGCAACGCUGCGCCGGAAAACAAGCAAGAAUACAAUCAUAAAUUCGCUGUUUCUUUUCUUCCUUUUUACACGUCUGUCUCUUUCUUCUUUCUCUCUUUUUAAGUUAAUAUUCAACAAGGAGAUAUCGUCAGUAUACGUUACAGGUUCGGCUAAUUAUCAGAAGGCACAGGCUGAACAGGUACAUCACUCUGGCCGGCUGAUGCAGCCACUCCUCCAGGAAAGGAGACGCACCUCUGUUAAUGAGAUCGGCCAUCGCGAUGAGGCUCAUGGCGCUAGCGAUUUCUGACGUUGUCAUGUUCAUGUCAGCGAGAAUGAACGGCGUCAGUAGCGAGAAGUUCGCUUCCGCGAAAAUCGCCACCGACAUACCAAGCAUCAUGUUCACGUAGAUCGGAUCGCGCAACAGAUCGAGAUCGUACAUGGAGGCGAACCAUUGCAGGAAUCGCCGGAUGGCGGAUUUACUCUCGCUACUGCAACGUAAUCAUGCGUUGUAUUAAAAAUAAAAAUCAGUAAAUAAAAACGAUAUUUUUA
Odontomachus brunneus is the source of this 6164-nucleotide messenger RNA. RefSeq lists its product as uncharacterized. The record is from RefSeq and is a predicted model, not a curated record. Lineage: Eukaryota; Metazoa; Arthropoda; Insecta; Hymenoptera; Formicidae. Bases 318 to 3371 code for a protein of 1017 amino acids. The transcript has 6 exons.